Molecule: messenger RNA, 1902 nt
Organism: Carassius auratus (goldfish)
Lineage: Eukaryota; Metazoa; Chordata; Actinopteri; Cypriniformes; Cyprinidae
Product: hydroxycarboxylic acid receptor 2-like
Exons: 2
Coding region: 337-1305 (322 amino acids)
Biological process (GO): G protein-coupled receptor signaling pathway
Cellular component (GO): plasma membrane
Molecular function (GO): G protein-coupled receptor activity
Source: RefSeq, a predicted model, not a curated record
AGUUUGUUCAACAGUGUUGCUUUGCAGAAACAACACUUCCUUAUAAUUCAAACAUUUUUUUCAUAUCUAUUUAGUGCAUUACUAAAAUAAACAAAACUUGUUAAAACAGGGCAAUAUAAGGAACUUUUGAGAAUUUGUCAUAAUUGGGUAAGACACGCAGCGUUCGUGUCAUUAUGACUCAGACAGAGGAAACUUGCUUAGACACAACUACCGAGUGGUCGCUUCACUCAGACCAGACCUUGUUUCACACUCUCGUCUUACAUCUCAAGACACAAUCAGCAAACUAGUCAGUUGUCAACUCUGAAACUACGCUCCGGCUCUUUCUGUUAAACUACCAUGACAUCCAAUAGCAGUUCACAUCACUGCGGUAAUUCAACUCAGGACCUGGUGGCAAAUGUCCUUCCUCCUAUACUCAUCAUUGAGCUGUUACUCGGCCUGCCUGGCAAUGUCAUGGCACUGUGUAUCUUCGGCAAGAACUUUAGGACUUGGAGGGCCAAUGUCAUGUUCCUGUUCAACCUGGUUUUGUCUGACUUUCUGCUACUCAUCAGCCUACCCUUCCGCAUCGACAACUUCAUGCGUGGCGAGAAAUGGAUAUUUGGAGACGCCUGGUGUCGGAUCAACCUGUUCAUGCUGUCAGUCAACCGUUCAGCCAGCAUUGCCUUCAUGACCGCCGUGGCUGUUGACCGCUACUUUAAAGUGGUCCAUCCACAUCACAAAAUCAACUACAUAAGCACAAAACAAGCAGCCGGGAUUGCCUGCUUCAUCUGGGUUGUUGUGAUAUCCCUAAGAAUCCCUUUGCUGGCCAACAAACUUCUGUACAACAUCUCUUUUUGUAGGAGCUUUAGCAACUAUGAGAAACCAUCACUAGGUAUCCAACUGCAUUAUGUCGUCUUUAUCUUAGAGUUCUUUCUGCCUUUAUUACUCCUGGUCUUCUGCUCCAUGAGUAUUGCAUGGAUCCUACGUACACGCAAGAUGGACAAGGACAAGAAAGGGAAAAGGGCAGUUCGGACUGUUCUGGUGAUCGUUGGGGUUUUUGUCCUUUGCUUCUUUCCCAGCAUUGGCACAGGAUUGAUGGCACUCUAUUUAAAAAAGCUUGGAGAAAAGUACUGUAAUGCUUACACAUUCACCAGUCAGUUGUUUUCUACAUCCAUAGCCUUCACUUAUCUGAACAGUGCUCUGGACCCGAUCAUCUACUGCUUCUCCAGCUCUAUUUUCCGAAAUUAUUUGAAACGUGUUGUCAACCGAACUGGAAUCAUGGAGCUACAGAUGAGCCGACGUGCCAGUAUGCCCAGUGGAAGUGACUGAGAGUGGAUUGGGGAUUGAUGAGCAUUGGACAGUGUACAUACUGCUAAAUAUACUUUUAUUUUUUCCAUCAUAGUUUUGUCAAAUUCUCCUUUUUAAAACAUAUACAAAAUAUUGUAUUGUAUUUUUUUUUACAUAGAUUUUUAUACAGAUGCAUUACAAAGUUUUAUAAUACAUCAUAUACAUUAUCUGACUUAAAUAUAGUAAAUAUAUGAUAAAUGCAAAAGUGUCACAAGAAUGAUAAUAAAAAUAAAUCAAAUAAUUUUUUUUUUUUUUGAUGAAAUGAUCAGCCUAUGCCAGUCACGCUGUUUUCAUUCAAAUGAAAGUGUAAAUACACGUAGAAAACGUAUCAUUGUGUUGCAGCCAACACAAAAGAGUGUACGCAGUUUGUGUACAGCAGAUCUUCUCCAAAAUGGCGCUACGUGAUGCCGAGAGAGACAGAGGAGACAAAUUGUUGAAUAAAGUCAUUUUUUUCUUCCCAUACAAAAAGUAUUCUCAUCACUUCAUAAAAUUCAGAUUGAAUAACUGAUGGGAGAAGGACUAUUAUGACGACGCUUUUCAUACUUUCAUACUUUCUGAGAUAAAGACGCCACUUGCAGU